UGUGAGCCACUUAUUGGAGAUAUAGUAAAAAUAUUUGUUUAACAGAUGCUACUUGAACUUGGUGAAUUUCUACAGGGAUGACCAUAUCCACAAAGCAUGAACUAAAUCAAGGGAAAGGAUGAGCAAUGUCACAGAAUUCAUCCUCCUGGGCUUGACCCAAGACCCAGACCUGCAGAAACUCUUAUUCAUUGUGUGCUUAAUAAUCUACUUGAUCACACUGGCAGGUAACAUGCUCAUCUCAGUCACCAUCUUCAUCAGUCCAGCCUUGGCUACUCCCAUGUACUUCUUUUUGUCCUACUUGUCCAUCAUAGAUGGUUUCUACUCUUCUUCCAUAGCACCCAAAAUGAUCUAUGACUUAAUCUCUGAGAAGAGCACCAUAUCCUUCAAUGGCUGCAUGACUCAACUUUUUGCUGAGCAUUUUUUUGCUGCAGCUGAAAUCAUCUUGUUGAUUGCCAUGGCCUAUGAUCGUUAUGUAGCCAUCUGCAAGCCCUUGCACUACAUGACCAUCAUGAGCCGACCUGUGUGUAUAUUCCUAGUGGGUGCUGCUGUAAUCUUAGGAUUCAUCCAUGGAGGAAUACAGAUUUUGUUUAUGGCCCAGUUACCAUUCUGUGGCCCAAAUAUUAUCGAUCACUUUAUGUGUGAUUUAAUACCACUCCUGGAGUUGGCCUGCACUGACACUCACACUCUGGGGCCCCUGAUCGCUGCCAACAGUGGGUCACUGUGCUUGCUCAUUUUUUCUAUGCUGGUUGCUUCUUAUGUGGUCAUCCUUCGCUCCCUGAGGAAUCACAGUUCAGAAGGGCGUCGCAAAGCUCUGUCUACCUGUGCCUCUCAUGUCACUGUUGUUGUCUUAUUCUUUGUACCUUGUUCUUACCUGUACCUAAGGCCCAUGACCUCCUUCCCCACUGACAAAGCUGUAACUGUGUUUUGCACCCUAGUGACACCUAUGCUGAACCCUUUAAUCUAUACCCUCAGAAAUGAGGAAGUCAAAAGGGUUAUGAAGAAGCUCUGGGGUCAAAUGAGGAAAGCUCAUGAUAUGUAAACCUGGUGAUUUGUAUAUUUAGAAACAAUGUCUAAUGCUGUUCCAUGGACAUUUCUUCUCCUUAAAUAGUUAUAAUGAUGAUAAUGAUGAUAGUGGUAGUGGUGGUGAUGGUGGUGGUGAUGAUGAUAGUGAUGGUGAUGAUGAUGAUGAUGGUGGUGGUGAUGAUGAUGAAUUAUAUCUUAUCUAUAUUACAUUUUCAUUAAAUAAUAAUUAUAUAUUUAAAUGGAGUACAUUGUGACAGUCCAUGCAGAUAUGAUCAAAUCAUGGUAAGAAAUGUUUCUAUCCUGUUGAGGUUUGACUUUUUGAUAUGUAUUGUAAUAAUAAGUACUGGCCCCCAAGUCCUGGUUGCUCCCAAGAAUGAGAGAAUCUGCAUGUACCAUGCCUCUUGAUUUAAAACUAUUGGCUAAAUAAAAUUGCCAACAGUCAAUAGCUAAGCAGAAGAGACAUAGUCAGGGUUUGGAGUUCCUGGGCAUGGGGUCAAGAAGAUUGAGGUGACUGAGGAGGUGAAGUGAGGAAAGAUGGCAUAAGGUAAGAAUCUCAAAAUCAUGGUGAUGAGGGCUGGUCAUUUGUAGUUAAGAUCAGCCCAGAUAGAACAUAGUAAGUAAUAACUCACGGUUAUCAAUAAGAAAGUAGAUUCUAAUAGCAUAGAGUGUAGAUACUGCCCUGCUUUAGUGCUGACAAAUAUUUAUCAUAAAUUAAAGGUCACUUGUGUCUUUUAUCUGGGAAUUGAAUAAUCAAAAGUGGGGUAGAGGCCCCUGAUUGGGAUUAAAUAUUUUCAGCAACAAUAUCCCAUUUUUCCUUUGUUUCUUUUUAAAAGCUUUAAACGUUUUUCUAGUUCUUUAAAAAAUACAUAAUAAAUUGAUGUUAACCAUGUUUGUCCUAGUGUUCAGUACGUAUUCCUCCAGUACGCCUGCAUUUUGAUUCCCAUUCUCCAACCUCAAAAUAUUCUCCUCUUUCCAGUCCACCCUG
Molecule: messenger RNA, 2008 nt
Organism: Rattus norvegicus (Norway rat)
Lineage: Eukaryota; Metazoa; Chordata; Mammalia; Rodentia; Muridae
Gene: Olr726
Product: olfactory receptor 726
Exons: 2
Coding region: 119-1039 (306 amino acids)
Biological process (GO): detection of chemical stimulus involved in sensory perception of smell; signal transduction; G protein-coupled receptor signaling pathway
Cellular component (GO): membrane; plasma membrane
Molecular function (GO): olfactory receptor activity; G protein-coupled receptor activity
Source: RefSeq, marked validated